ACCUUGCACUAUUCAAUGAUGCACCGCUCGGGCAUUCAUGCUGAAGCUUAAGCUAGUGUUUCGACAUGGCUCUCUCCAGUCGUGGCUUGUUGAUGUCCCUUUGCCAGGCACGUCUUCUUACGCAGAGAAAAGUUUCCCCUAAAUGCACACCCAGCUGCUGCUGGAGAACGCUGCAGCAACCUCAGCAUGUCUGUUCCAGUUCUACUCCUUCCAGAUUUGACUGUCACAGCGGAAGCACAGAACAGUCCACUACACAAACCAAGCGAGAGCCACACACACCAGUUCUGCUGAAAGAGGUUCUGCAGUACUUGGACAUCCAACCAGGCCAGGUCAUCCUAGAUUUAACCUUUGGAGGCGGAGGUCACAGUAAGGCCAUCCUGAGAUCGGUCCCAGGUGUAACCUUGGUGGCGGCGGACCGUGACCCUGAGGCGUUCCGCUUGGCCCAGCAGCUAGCAGAAGAAUAUCCAGGCCAGGUGAAACCAGUGCUUGGACGCUUCAGUGAGUUGAAGGAGCUCCUGGAAGGGCUCGGUCUGGGGAAUGGUAGCGUGGACGCUGCCCUGCUGGAUGCUGGCUACUCCUCCAUGCAGAUGGACACAGCAGAGAGAGGCUUCUCACUCAGCAAGGACGGACCCUUGGACAUGAGAAUGGAUGGAGACAGGUACCCCGGCAUGCCCCGCGCGGCUGACGCCGUCAACGCCUUGGAUCAGCGGGCGCUUGCGUCCAUACUAGCCGCGUACGGGGAGGAGCGGCACGCCGGCAAAAUCGCGGCGGCCAUCGCACGGGCACGCAGCGUCCAGCCCAUCGCCCGGACACAGCAGCUGGCCAGCAUCGUGGCAGGAGCGUUCCCAGACUCUGCUUUGUACUCUCGGCGGGACCGUCUGCAGAGGCCCUCGCACAUCGCCACUAAAACCUUCCAGGCACUGCGUGUGUUUGUGAAUGAUGAACUGAAUGAGCUGGUGGCUGGACUGGAGGCCACUCAGGCUGUCCUGCGGCCCGGUGGCCGUCUCUGCAUCCUCACCUUCCACUCUCUGGAGGACCGCAUCACUAAGCGCUUCCUCCGGGGCGAGGACCUGGCCGCCCCACCGCGGCGAAACGUCCGACAGUGGGCCCGCAACCAGCUCCGAGAGGCAGAGGAGGAAGAGGAGGAGGAAGAGGCAGAGACGGGGAGGGAGAGCAGUCACUGGGUCAGCAUGCAGAAGAAGGUGGUGGUGCCCAGCGAGGAGGAAGUGCAGGACAAUCCGAGGGCUAGAUCGGCUAAGCUGAGAGCGGCCUUUAGACGCUAAAGAAGAACCUUUGGCUUCCAUCCAUCUGGUAGCAAUCUUACCGCAGUGCUUUGACUGAGCAGAGAGGAGAGCUCGACUCUUAUGAGGUCUUUCUUCCAAACCAGUUCUGAGAUUAGCCCCUUAAACUGCAGAUUAUUAUAGAGUUUUUCAUUUUAAAGCAAUGAUUCAGCCAAAAACUGAAUUUACAUUUCUUUUGCUAAAUUUCAGUGUUUUAGGGCUUGUUAUUCUGUACCUUCUAUGAACUGUUCAGUAACUUGUAUGAAGCUUAUAUGCAAGUUGUGUAUUUGAGAGUGAACUGAAGUGUGGCUCUUCAUGCAAGGUCUUGCAGUUUAAAGCAAAAUUCCACCAGUUUUUCAUAAUUCCUCCAUAAUUCAAUUGCUGAGAUGUAAACAAAGUCAUUCAGAGUGGUUUUAUGUGAAAUGCUCCAUUCUAGAAAAACUUCACAACUAGGGCUGAGCAAUAUGACAGUAUUUAUAGUUAUUGUGAUAAAUUUGCUCAUAAUAUUUCACAAUAUGCUUCUGUGAGCAUAUUAGGGAUAUCGUCAGUGUGUCUAAAACACUAAGCAACUGCCUGUUUUACCACAAAACAAGCAUAAUUAGUCCUGAUGAACUGAAUUUGGUGCAGUGCAGUAUAUGAAAUGCUGAAUAAAAAUAAUUUGCACUCAAAAUGUAUUGUUAUUGUUUAAAUGCAGCUGCUGGUUCUUUUUUUUUAUCCAUUCCAGCUUAACAGAUGUCAGAAAUUUCUUCUGUGAUGUGUCGUGCCAAUUUCUUGAAAUAUUGUGACAUUAUAUUUUUGCAGUAUGGCCCAACUGCACUUCCAGUGAAUACAUUUUAAUACAUUGUAAGCAAAACAUUAUCUCAAAACUAUCAUAAAACAAUGUCUCAGGCAUCAGGAAAGUUGCUUGUAAUUACUUCUUGUAGGUUUUAGAGGCCUUACAUUCUUCAGACAUCUGGUUCCUAUCAUAACUGUGAAUUCCGACUUUUUAUACAACCCACUCUGAAUGACUUUGUUUAAAUCUAGAAGAACUUGAAAAAUCAGUGCGAUUCCCAUUUAAGAAGUUAGUAAGACUAACAGUAGGGUAUAUGUGGAACAGUGGAGUCCAGUCAUAUCCACAAAGGCCAGUGUGGCUGCAGAUUUUCAUUUCAAACAAACUGUAGCAUGCUUUAAUCUACUCAUUAAAUCAGUUGGUCUUAGUCUUGAAACCUGCAGCCUUUUGCGGAUAAGAUUGGACACCGCAGAUGUAGAGUAUUGAAAAAGUAAGAGACACAGUGGAGUCUUUUCCCUCUGAUCUCUUAACAGUAUCUGAUUUCUUCCUGUUGGUGAAAUUUGACUGGUAAAGUAUUGGAAUUGUAUUAUGUCUUUGCUUCCAUUCAGUAAAAUUUGCAUCUCUGCAAUGAAGGCUGUAAGAGUGAGUGGAUAGAAGACGUGCUGAGGAAUAAAUGCCGUGGGGCUGUUGUGAUGUAUUGUAACUGUGGUAACACCAACUUGUCUCUCAUUUAUAGGUACAUAUAAAAAUUUUAAUGUAAUAGGUCAUUUUGAACCAUUUCUAUUGGUCCAGUCUUGAAAUAUCGACUGAAUGUAAAGGGCAGCUCUUUUCACAC
Colossoma macropomum (tambaqui) is the source of this 2884-nucleotide messenger RNA. RefSeq names its product methyltransferase like 15 (gene mettl15). The coding region runs from base 66 to 1283 and encodes 405 amino acids. The record is from RefSeq and is a predicted model, not a curated record. Lineage: Eukaryota; Metazoa; Chordata; Actinopteri; Characiformes; Serrasalmidae. Gene Ontology annotation, molecular function: rRNA (cytosine-N4-)-methyltransferase activity. The transcript has 6 exons. Gene Ontology annotation, biological process: rRNA base methylation.